Messenger RNA from Tripterygium wilfordii, 1180 nucleotides. RefSeq lists its product as uncharacterized. The transcript is spliced from 5 exons. Bases 224 to 847 code for a protein of 207 amino acids. Gene Ontology annotation, molecular function: serine-type endopeptidase activity. The record is from RefSeq and is a predicted model, not a curated record. NCBI's taxonomy places the organism in Eukaryota, Viridiplantae, Streptophyta, Magnoliopsida, Celastrales, Celastraceae.
ACUAGCCUACUAGGGAAUCACGCCCGUUUGCUGUAAUUCAGGUAGCCCGAGCUGCGAACCAGGAUUUAUAGACCGAACUAGUUAUUGGGUUCUCGCAGAGGUUGCACGAAGAACUGAAAAUUGAAAUAUCAAAUGGUUUAAGGGAGAGUAAUCUUAGGGCAGAAGGGUUUAGGAGAGAGGUAAUGCUUUGAAAGGUUGAGGUGCAAAUUGUGAAUCAGCUGCCAUGGUUUCCCUUUCGACUUUGUGCCGAUACCUGCGCUACAAAAUCGAAUACUCCGUCGAAGUUAGCAUGAAGGGCUAUCGGAGAGGUCAAAUCAGUGACAUAGAAGUUGGUGAUGCGAUUUGGAAAAAUAUAUUCCAAGGAAAGUUGACGUUUAUGACUUGGAAUAAAGGAGAGGAAAUGACCCCUGCAAUAGCAGCACAGGGAGAAACUCUUCUCGUCCGGAAAUUACCUGCUGCAAAUCCAACGCAUGUUUUCAUUGGAGAUUUAGUGGUUUUGAAGGACCCUGAAAAGUCAAAUAAUUAUCUUGUCAGAAGAUUAGCUGCUACUGAAGGAUAUGAAAUGGCUUCUACUGAUGAAAAAGACGAACCUUUUGUUCUUGACAAGGAUGAGUGUUGGGUAUUGGCUGACAAUGACAAGCUGAAGCCCAAGGAAGCCUAUGACAGUCGAUUAUUUGGUCCAGUUUCUAUGUCAAGCAUAAUCGGCAGAGUUAUAUAUUGUCUAAGAACAGCGGUCGAUCAUGGUCCUAUCCAAAACAGUCCUUUCGGCAUGCAAAAGGAUUCCCCAAUAUUGGAAGUGGAACUGGAUGUUGAUGAGAUGGCGAGAAAGGGCAAAACUGAAACAUAAUCAUGUACUGCCCCGGCCAAUUUGGCAUUUGAAUGUACCAUGUUCCUUUUGGGAUGCCAAUAUCAUUUGAGAUUCAAUGGGAAAAAUAAAAGAUGAGAUCUUUCCGUUCAUCUGAUUUGAAGAGUUGGUGCAUCAGUUGGCUAGGUCUGUGGCAAUGAAUCAGGCUAAUGUGGUCUUUCUUCUGACUAAGGUGAUAGCAUGCAGCUGAGCGAAGUUUGAACUAAUACAUCAUUGCUUUGGAACUGUUAUGUUUUCUUACGUGCUCAUUCUGCCUACGAAAAUCGUAGUGUGUAGUGAUAUCUUAGAGAGAUAUCUACUUUAGUAUUACCUUAA